AUGGAGCCGAGGCCAAAGAGAUGCUGUUCUGUGGACGCAGGUUUAAACCAACUACCGCCUCCGCCUCGCUGGAAUUCUCCAAACAAGUCAUUCUCCUUUUACCCGACCGAAACGGUACACUCUCGCGUCAGUACACACGUCCGAGAACGAGGACCUCGACGCCGGAUGAACGUCUCUUUCACGAAUGACCGCUACAUAGAAAUAAUGCGAGAGAACUAUCGUCUGUUACGACAGAUUGUGAACUCGAAGUCGACUUUACCUCAGAGAAGAAAGAAGAAGUUGUCUCCGUCUAUGCCAAUCACUGACCAUCUCUCCGACCCGGACCGAGCGCUGCGGCUGGAGCGGAUUCGCGAUGAAAAUAUGCCGCUCAAAAUGAACGAAAUGGAGGCGAAACGAGCACUUUCCCCAGAGUCCUGUCAGCGGAAUGGCGAGGAGCUCGACGUAAUCACCAGCGUUGCAUACUUGGACCUCAACAACUCGCUAGACGUGAAAAUCAGCCGAAUAUGGAAGACGGCAUGGGUCUGCUUUAAUCCCAGCCUCGAUCUGGCAGCCGUGCAUACGAUAGGUCAGGACUGCUUUCAGCAGCAAGCGAUUAAGACGAACGUCAAGCAGCAAAGCCUCCAGGCUAGGCAGGCACUUCCGUGGUGUCCAAAUAGCGUGUCGAUUCGAGCUCCCGAAUUUUCAGCCGGUGUGCCUUUUGGAAACUGCUUCACCAUACGUCCAUAG
Messenger RNA from Soboliphyme baturini, 726 nucleotides. The record is from the annotation of a GenBank genome assembly. NCBI's taxonomy places the organism in Eukaryota, Metazoa, Nematoda, Enoplea, Dioctophymatida, Soboliphymatidae.